Messenger RNA from Rhinopithecus roxellana (golden snub-nosed monkey), 4066 nucleotides. It is a transcript of the gene DENND1A, whose product is annotated as DENN domain containing 1A. Lineage: Eukaryota; Metazoa; Chordata; Mammalia; Primates; Cercopithecidae. Gene Ontology annotation, molecular function: guanyl-nucleotide exchange factor activity; phosphatidylinositol phosphate binding. Gene Ontology annotation, cellular component: cytosol; clathrin-coated vesicle. Gene Ontology annotation, biological process: endocytosis; endocytic recycling. Bases 104 to 2272 code for a protein of 722 amino acids. The record is from RefSeq and is a predicted model, not a curated record. The transcript has 11 exons.
UCUUACACUAUGCCAGUGACCCUCCUCUCCCCUCUGCACUUCCCAGGAGGAGCCGAUCACUUUCUGUGAGGAAGCCUUCGUGUCCCACUACCGCUCUGGAGCCAUGAGGCAGUUCCUGCAGAACGCCACGCAGCUGCAGCUCUUCAAGCAGUUUAUUGAUGGUCGAUUAGAUCUUCUCAAUUCCGGCGAAGGUUUCAGUGAUGUUUUUGAAGAGGAAAUCAACAUGGGCGAGUACGCUGGCAGUGACAAACUGUACCAUCAGUGGCUCUCCACCGUCCGGAAAGGAAGUGGAGCAAUUCUGAAUACUGUAAAGACCAAAGCAAACCCAGCCAUGAAGACUGUCUACAAGUUCGCAAAAGAUCAUGCAAAAAUGGGAAUAAAAGAGGUGAAAAACCGCUUGAAGCAAAAGGACAUUGCUGAGAAUGGCUGCACCCCCACCCCAGAAGAGCAGCUGCCAAAGACUGCACCGUCCCCCCUGGUGGAGGCCAAGGACCCCAAGCUCCGAGAAGACCGGCGGCCAAUCACAGUCCACUUUGGACAGCUGCAGAGACUGCGUCCCACCCGACCGCCUCCCAAGAUACAGCGCUCGAGGCCCGUGCGCCCGCCUCGUCCUCAUGUUGUUAAGAGACCAAAGAGCAACAUCACAGUGGAAGGCCGGAGGACAUCUGUGCCGAGCCCUGAGCACCUGGUAAAGCCCUUACGACACUACGCGGUCUUCCUCUCCGAAGACUCCUCUGACGAUGAAUGCCAGCGGGAAGAGGGCCCAAGCUCUGGCUUCACCGAGAGCUUUUUCUUCUCUGCUCCCUUUGAAUGGCCACAGCCGUAUCGGACACUCAAGGAGUCAGACAGUGCGGAAGGCGACGAGGCAGAGAGUCCAGAGCAGCAAGUGCGGAAACCCGCAGGCCCCAUCCCAGCUCCCACUGACCGGGCUGCCAGCAUCGACCUUCUGGAAGACGUCUUCAACAACCUGGACAUGGAGGCCGCAUUGCAGCCACUGGGCCAGGCCAAGAGCUUGGAGGACCUUCGUGCCCCCAAAGACCUGAGGGAGCAGCCAGGGACCUUUGACUAUCAGAGGCUGGACCUGGGCGGGAGUGAGAGAAGCCGCGGGGUGACAGUGGCCUUGAAGCUUACCCACCCAUACAACAAGCUCUGGAGCCUGGGCCAGGACGACAUGGCCAUCCCCAGCAAGCCCCCAGCUGCCUCCCCUGAGAAGCCCUCGGCCCUGCUUGGGAACUCCCUGGCCCUGCCUCGAAGGCCCCAGAACCGGGACAGCAUCCUGAACCCCAGUGACAAGGAGGAGGUGCCCACCCCUACUCUGGGCAGCAUCACCAUCCCCCGGCCCCAAGGCAGGAAGACCCCAGAGCUGGGCAUCGUGCCUCCACCACCCAUUCCCCGCCCGGCCAAGCUCCAGGCUGCCGGCGCCGCACUUGGUGACUUCUCAGAGCGGCUGCAGGUGGAUCGGGACAGGCGAGCUGCCCUGAGUCCAGGGCUCCUCCCUGGUGGUGUCCCCCAAGGCCCCACUGAACUGCUCCAGCCACUCAGCCCCAGCCCUGGGGCUGCAGGCACGAGCAGUGAUGCCCUGCUCGCCCUCCUGGACCCGCUCAGCACAGCCUGGUCAGGCAGCACCCUCCCGCCACGCCAUGCCGCCCCGAAUGUAGCCACCCCAUUCACCCCCCAAUUCAGCUUCCCCGCUGCGGGGACACCUGCCCCGUUCCCACAGCCGCCGCUCAACCCCUUUGUCCCAUCCGUGCCGGCAGCCCCACCAACCCUGUCCCUGGUCUCCGCACCAGCGGGGCCUUUUGGGGUCCCUCCAGCUUCCCUGGGGCCGGCUUUUGCGUCCAGCCUCCUGCUGUCCAGCGCUGGCUUCUGUGCCCCUCACAGGUCUCAGCCUAACCUCUCUGCCCUCUCCAUGCCCAACCUCUUUGGUCAGAUGCCCAUGGGCACCCACACAAGCCCCCUACAGCCGCUGGGUCCCCCAGCAGUUGCCCCAUCGAGGAUCCGAACGUUGCCCCUGGCCCGCUCAAGUGCCAGGGCUGCUGAGGCCAAGCAGGGGCUGGCCCUGAGGCCUGGAGACACCCCACUUCUGCCUCCCAGGCCCCCCCAAGGCCUGGAGCCAACACUGCGGCCCUCUGUUCCUCAACAGGCCAGAGACCCCUUUGAGGAUUUGUUACAGAAAACCAAGCAAGACGUGAGCCCAAGUCCGGUCCUGGCCCCGGCCCCGGCCCCAGACUCGGUGGAGCAGCUCAGGAAGCAGUGGGAGACCUUCGAGUGAGCCAGGCCGUGAGGGCAGGGGAUGCACCAAGGCCCAAGGGUCCGUCCACUGCUGCGGUUCCGAGGGUCCCCGCCACGCUCUCCGCCCAGGUUCUGCUGCUGGGAAGGAAUGGGACCCCUCUCUGCUGCCCCCUCCUCCCCUCCACACUGCCCAUCUCUGAGGUCUGGCCCUGCGGAAUGGCACCAGUUCCAGUCUGGGAAUCAACCCAGUUCCUGAGUGCCCAUCCCACCCCGCGGUUGCCCGUCCUCGGCACCCUUGAUUGGGUUUUGCACUAAAGAGGUCAGCUGGGCCAAUGAUUGCCCCAGACCAAGUCCUACCCACCUUCCCCCUGGAAGUGUCCCGAGAGGCUCCGAAGGCCUAUCCUCUGAGCCCAGCUCUCCUGUUCCACCACAGCCAGGCCCUGCACGCCCACCUCCUCGGACACAAGUGUCAGGGUUACCCUCUGGUGUGAGCUCCUCUGCAUGAGACACAGGCGGCUUGGGGUUGAAGUUAGGACUCCUCCUGGGCUGGAGGACUUACCUGGUGGGGCACUUCCAGACUGUUUCUAGCAAUAUACACGUUCUUUCCUGUGUCUUCACCCCAAAACUUCAGUUGAUUCUGACCUGGGAGGGUCUGGGGACCAGGGGGUCUGGACUGCCUUGUGAUGCCCAGCCCCAGCCACCCUGCACGGGGACUGCGAGCACCAGCAACAUUGAUUGAUUUAUAGAAGGAAAAUAGAAACCCCCAUCUGAGUGUUUUGGGGGAGCCCCCACCCCCUCAUCCAACUCUCUGGUACUCUGAUACCUCCAGGUUCUCUUCUCACUGUCAAAGCUGGGUCUCAGCCUCUUGUCAUCUGGCGCUUUGUGGGCAAAGCUGAGAAGCUGCGACCCAGACAUCAACUCGAAGGUCGAGCUGAAUGCCUCAGACUGAUGCGGAGGCAGCUGUCCUUCCUGGGUUGGAAAGAGGCAGUGGCCCUGAGCCCCUUCUCCAGAGCCGGGUAGAAAGGACAAACUUGGUCUCUGCCUCAGAGAAGCAGGAGAAGGGCUAGAAGCCAGUCCCUCCCCACCUGCCCAGAGCUCCAGGCCAGCACAGAAAUUCCUGAGGCCACCAUCACCAAAGUUACAGUGAAUGUUUUAUUGUUUAUCUUUUUCCUUUUUACCUUAUUGAUUUGAUGAGUCUUGAAAUUGAUUCAUUUCCAUAAACCAAGUUAAAGUAUGCCCUGACCAUUUAAGAAAACAACCAUCUGAGACACGCAGGAAAUUGUGAGCGUUUCGACCCGAGCUCUCAUUUCCUAUUCGGGAUGGGUCAGACAGACACACAGUCUACCCAGGGGUGUCUGAGGGGGACAAGGCGGGGGGGGGGGGGUGUCUCUGGAGAUCUGUCACCCAGGGAGCCCCCUCUGUGUCUAAGAGGCCACCAAUGCUGCACAUGGUCAGGGAGGUUUGGUGGCCAUCCUGGCACAUGGCUUUUCCUGGGCCAGCGGUGACCUGUCUGCCUCAGGAAUGGGCUCUGGCUGCUUGGGGAGCCGUGUCACUCCUGGGCCAUGGGGGCACCUCCCGGGCACUUAGGUGUUUCACAGAGAUUCCAGUUUCACUCCCUGGGCAGAUCCCCAGGCCCCAUCCGGGAUAGGGCAGAGGAGGCGCUAGCAGCCCCAGGGAAGGAGGGUAUGUACCCCAAGGCCCCCUGGCUGUGCUGGGGGACUGGGGUGAGCGCUCCAUGUUCACAUGAGCACUGCUGCCUCUUCACUUGUGGGACUGACUUUGCAAACCCAAGGAUGAACUUUGUGUGCAUUCAAUAAAAUCAUCUUGGGGAAGA